CCAUGACUCAUGUCUUCAGUGGGGGUUUUGCUUUUAUAAAAAUUUUGUAAAAACCUAACCCCUUUUACAGCAACUGUAGGAGGCCUUGAAGGCGCAGUUGGGAUUUUAUUCCAGUGUUGUCUAACUUUAAAAUGUAAGUUUUGCUUUGUUUUAAAAGAAAAAUUCAUAUAUAUAUAUAUUUUAAUAUUUAUUUAUAACAAUUUGAACUUUGGACUAGUUAAAUAUGUAUAGCCCGCUAUAUAAGUAAGUAGUCUAGGGAUUUCCUUAAACACAGCUUCGUUACGUGAAGGUUUGGGUUGCGUGUAGAAAUAGCCGUUGAACGGUUUACUCUGAACUCUUAACUUGAUUGGAGGCUUUAGACCAGCCUGUGGGUCGCGACCCCUUUGGGAGUCGAACGACCCUUUCACAGGGGUCGCCUGAGAUCAUCGGAAAACACAUGUACUCUGCAAUUAUGAAGUAGUAACGAAAAUAAUUUUGUGGUUUGGGGUCACCACAACAUGAAGGUUGGGAACCACUGCAUUAGAUAAUUAUGUACCAAGUACAGGCCCAAGUGACAUCGGGAAUGCAGUGUCAACCCAGCACUUGUCAUAACAUUUGCAAAAUCCUCGAAUAAAAUGGUUACAUUCGUGUUCCAUAGUGUUUCACGGACAAACUCAUAUUUAUCGUGAUACUUAAUUUGUAACAUAACUUACAUGGGAUGGAUUUUAUUUACAUUUUCAAUUUGACGGACGCCAUUUUGCUAUUCUGAAAUAUAGUACAGCUCCCCUUACAUAAGUAAGCAGUCUAGUGAUUUCCUUAACCCAGUUAAAUAUAGUAUAGCCAGCUAGUUUUUUGAAUUACAUUAGAUAGAAAUGAUAAGUUAGAUACAGGUCUAUAACUCACAUAAUAAAUGGAAGCUUGUCUUCUGGCACUGUCCCCCCCCCCCCACCCUUUGCCAAUCAGCUGUCAUCAAACCAUUGCUUAAGAAGCCCGGUCUGGAUGUACAGGUCUAUAACUCACAUAAUAAAUGAAAGCUUGUCUUCUGGCACUGUCCCCCCCCCCCACCCUUUGCCAAUCAGCUGUCAUCAAACCAUUGCUUAAGAAGCCCGGUCUGGAUGAAAAUAAUUAAUAAAAUUAUAGACCUGUAUCUUACUUAGCAUUUUUAUCUAAAUUGAUUGAAAAACUAGUUCUAAAACAACUUUUUGCUUGUUUAAUUGAACACUCUUUUCAGUUUUAAUCAGUCGGUCCAUAGACAUUUCCACAGCACAUAGACAUCUCUCUUGAGAAUCAGUAAUUACCUCUUGCGCGCAAUGGACAGCGGAAAUGUCUCCAUCCUGAUCCUCUUAGACCUCAGUGCGGUCUUUGACAUUGUUGACCAUGAAAUUCUUUUCAAAACCAUUGAAAAUUACUUUGGAAUUUCUGGUUCAGUUUUGGCUUAGUUAAAUCCUACCUCUCGGAUAGAACGCAGGCGGUCUCUGUCGAUGGCUAUCUCUCCGGCACUGCUGAUUUGGUGUACGGAGUGCCACAGGGGUCCGUUUUGGGCCGGUUCUAUUCACAUUGUAUACCAGACCACUGCUCCUCUUGCUUGGGAGGCAUGCUGUUGAGAGCCAGUCAUUUGUAGAUGACACGCAGCUAUACAAGCACCUACCCAUCCCUCUCUAGUCGAUUCCGCUGUCCAGACCUUGCGGGCGUGCAUUGAUGAUGUCAAGUCAUGGAUGACACUCAGCAAAUUAAAGCUUAAUGAUGACAAAACGGAAGCACUCCUCAUUCACAAUCACACAUCAUCCUCUACCUCAACUCUUCCCACCUCAUUUCAACUAGGUAACUCCAACAUACAGUUUACACCCUCUGCUAGGAAUCUUGGUUAUAUUCUUUUUUAAAAAAUGUCUCUCGAUAAACAUAUCUCUCACAUUGGUCGUUCAGCAUACACCACUAUCCGUCAGAUCAGCUCCAUCCGCCACUACCUCACAGUUAGCGCUACAAAAACUCUAGUCUGUGCUCUUGUUCUCUCUCGUCUUGACUAUUGCAACUCUCUUCUGUCAGGUUCACCAAAACACUGCAUAUAAAAAUUGCAGAAAGUUGAAAACUCAGCUCCUAGGUUAGUUCUAAAGGCAAAAAAACGUGAUCACGUCACUCCACUACUCCAUUCCCUUCACUGGCUCCCUAUACAGGCACGCAAUGACUACAAGCUGUCUGUUCUCUGUCACAAAUUUUUCUCGGAUUCCUGCCCUUCCUAUCUAACCGAACUUCUUUCUGUCUAUUCACCAAUUCGACAGCUUCGCUCCUCCGCAGACACGCUUAUUCUGUCCGUUUCCAAGACACACAAUAAAACAUAUGGUGAACGAUCUUUCUCUUUCUGCACCCCCAAACAAUGGAAUUCUUUGCCACUAUACAUCCGCAAUAUACCAACCACCAUGGCCUUCAAAACUGCACUCAAAACACAUCUCUUUAAACUAUACUACCCUGACUGAUUCCCCUCCUCUGACCGAUAAAAGAUCCUGGUGGCUGCCGUCCAAGGUUUGCCAUGUAAAAGUUCUGGGGUGGGGUGGGUGAAUAUACAUUUGUUUGUGUUGUUUUGUUUACUCGCUGUUCUUUAUUUCAUAAAUUUAUUUUAUUUUAAUGUCAUGAUUAUGUCUCUUUUUUAUAAUAUUUUUAUGUACAGCACGGUGAGCCCAACCCUAGGCUGGGGUAACGCGCUAUAUAAGACCACUUAUUAUUAUUAUAUAAGUAGGUAGUCUAGUGAUUUCCUAUAACCCAGUUAAAUAUAGUACAGCCCGCAAUAUAAGUGGUCUAGUGCUUUCCUUUACACAGUUAAUGCUUCAACCAUGCUGUAAUAUGUAGAUUUGGUCCUAGAGUUCUAUUAUUUAUAAUUCAGUGCGUGGCACACUUCCUUAUAUGUUUAAUAUGCGCAUAAUCUAUUUAAGUAAAUUAAAAACAUAUCAGUUUUACAAAUGUAUGAGAGAAAAACACAGUUUUUUUUAAAGAACUAGCUUCGACGUCCAUCGUUUAUAUCAAAAUCCCGUGACACAUCUGUGAGUCUACACAAUGUGUCACGACACAACAGUUAAAUUUUUUUUUAAAGCGAGCCUUGAUAAGCUAUUAUGAUAUAAAUGAUAAGAACACUUUGGGGCCGUUUAUAAAGUAGGUCACUCUAACGCAGGCCUUUAGGGUGUGCGACCUGUGCCCUCGCAAAUGGCACCGUGGCCAUAGGGGCGUCUUGGGCGCCCAGUAAAUAUUUAAAUUCCCUUAGUUUAUUAUAGUGAAGUGUGAACCUAGGGUCUGGGAUCGAGAAAGGGUAUUCUAACUUUUCGUGCAAUGGGUUUUCAUUCAAUGAAAGUUGCAUUCUUAAUUUGGAUACUAACACUGGAGUUGGGACCAACCGAACGGGCGUGGAAAUAAGUUUAUUAAUACCGUAUUUCCUUGUCCCUCUUACAAUUAUUUCAGCAGAAGGAAUAUGGGGAGCAAAAAGCUUUCCGGUGCGCAAAAUCGCAAGCGCAAAGCAAAUAAAGUACGCCGCAAUCGGAAAAAGAGGGAGCCGUACAAGGACAGGGAAAGGGGCAAAAGUUUACUUAAGGCUGGCAUUGGUCACGUUCCUGGUGGUGGAAGGGGGUCUAAGAAAGUGGGUCCGUUUUUGAUCCGGGUGUGGGGUGGGGCGCCGGGUUAAAAUAUCAUAUGUGACGUCACACAUUUUUUUUUAUCAUGCAUAUCAAUUCUUUUAAUUGAUAUUGAUGUUUAGCUUUCUGUUGUUGUAGUAUAAUAAUAUAUAAGCACUCAAGGCUGUGGUUAGUGUAGCCACUAACUCUUUUCUCCAACCAACAUUCUUUCUAUACACCACAUCACGGCGAUGACCCCUCGCUCCCGUCAUCCAGCCAAUAUUCACACAUUUAAGCUUAGGCAUUCGUCAAAACAACUCACCACGUCCGGUCAGUCAACAAUCGGGUCACUGUGGGUCACUCACUUCACUCAGCACUCUUGAGAACAAUACUGGUCACUUGAUUGGUCACUCUUACUGUCCCAAUGGAUAUAUUAUGACUAAAGUGUCACUUUUAUAAAUUUAAUAGAAGUUUAAAAGUGUAAGUGUUUUCAAUUAAAUUUUAAUUAGUUGGUAAUUUUAAGAUAUUUUUUAGUUCAAAGGUGUGACGAACUUGGGAAAGGGAGGGGGGGGGGGUUAUCGGAAAGUCCAACAUUUGUAACAGUCGGAGGGGGUAAAAUAGCGAAAAUAGCGUUACUCACAUUACAGACUCAUACGUUCUUUACAGACAGCCCCAUGGUACUUUAAAGAAAGCCCCGUGAAAUUAAAUUUUAAUUAGUUGGUAAUUUUAAGAUAUUUUUUAGUUCAAAGGUGUGACGAACUUGGGAAAGGGAGGGGGGGGGGUUAUCGGAAAGUCCAACAUUUGUAACAGGCGGAGAGGGUAAAAUAGCGAAAAUAGCGUUACUCACAUUACAGACUCAUACGUUCUUUACAGACAGCCCCAUGGUACUUUAAAGACAGCCCCGUGGUACUUUACAGACAGCCCCAUAAGUUCGUUACAGACAGCUCCAUGGUACUUAACAGACAGCCCCAUGGUACUUUACAGACAGCCCCAUGGUACUUUACAGACAGCCCCAUACGUUCUUUACAGACAGCCCCAUGGUACUUUACAGACAGCCCCAUGGUACUUUACAGACAGCCAAAUACGUACUUUACAGACAUCCCCAUGGUACUUUACAGACAGCCCAUGGUACGGUACAGACAGCCCCAUGGUACUUUACAGACAUCCCCAUGGUACUUUACAGACAACCCCAUUGUACUUUACAGACAGUCCCAUGGUACUUUACAGACAGCCCCAUACGUACUUUACAGACAGCCCCAUACGUACUUUACAGACAGCCCCAUACGUACUUUACAGACAGCCCCAUACGUACUUUACAGACAGCCCCAUACGUACUUUACAGAUUUGUGCAUGCUAUUAAACCCCCUUCUCCAGUAGCUUUAUUGGAGUAUCAUCGUCUCCACGGUUAAAAUAUGUUCUCCGAUAUUUAGAUCGGGAAAUUGAAAAUUCAAAAGCACGAGUGUUUUCAAUAUUUUAACGUAUGAUAAAUAAUUUUAAAAAUUUCUUUGCAGUUUCGUUUCGAUAAGAAGAGAAGUACUAUUUCGGAAAAUGGAUUCGCAACUUUUUCAAAAUGAGAUGACACAUAACGCCUUUUCAUACCCUACUUCGUAUAUGAAACAUCCAUUCUAUGAGUCAUUAGGCUCAAGGCGCCACAGUUUUCGUAAGAACGAACUUGACGGAAGGACCGGAUUCUUGGACGAUUGUUUGGGACUGGCGGAACAGGGUUUCUAUAAAGAUGGUAAGUAUUUGUUUUUAUUUUCUGAUCUUAUGAAUGCCUGGAAUAGAGAAUAGCUGACAACUGUCACACUAUUAGGGAGUGGUUUAGGGGGGAAAAAAAGGGGGGGGGGAUCCAUAGAAAUGCUAUAAAACGAUAUAAGUGGAAGGGUCGGGUCACAAAUGUCCUAUUUUUGUGUUAUAUCAUAUGUGUACAGCCCCGUGGGUACUUUUCCCCACGGUUAAAGACAUUUUAAUUAACACAUAUGCGUUCAAUGAUUCACUGAAUGAUUGGACUUAUGAAUCAUUUAAUUAUUAAACUUAUGAUUCACUUGAGUGAUGAAACGUAUGAUUCACUUGAGUGAUGAAACUUAUGAUUCAUUGAGUGAUGAAACUUAUGAUUCGUUGAGUGAUGAAACUUAUGAUUCGUUGAGUGAUGAAACUUAUGAUUCGUUGAGUGAUGAAACUUAUGAUUCGUUGAGUGAUGAAACUUAUGAUUCGUUGACUGAUGAAACUUAUGAUUCGUUGAGUGAUGAAACUUAUGAUUCGUUGAGUGGUGAAACUUAUGAUUCGUUGAGUGAUGAAACGUAUGAUUCGUUGAGUGAUGAAACUUAUGAUUCAUUGAGUGAUGAAACUUAUGAUUCGUUGAGUGAUGAAACUUAUGAUUCGUUGAGUGAUGAAACUUAUGAUUCAUUGAGUGAUGAAACUGAUGAUUCACACAAUGAAGUCAGUGACUAAACUUGUGAUUCACUGAAUGAUUAAACUUACGAUUCACUGAACGAUUCAAUUUAUUAUCUGAUAAGCGACCUAAUCAAUAUUAUUGCAUUGGCGGUGUUGCAUUUCUUGCUCUGUGUUACGUAUCAGUGUGUUACUGAAAUGCGCACACUUCUUUCAAUGCGCGCCCCCAAGACGACUUGACGUGAUUUGUGAUUAUCAGCGGGUCUCAAUCAUAAAUAGAGAUUAGCAGUAAAACAGGGUUAUAUUGAAACAUUUACCUGUAUGUUAAUAUACAUUAAUAAUGAUUAUCCCUUAUUGAAACUUUGCUUAACACAUUUAAUUGAUUUUUUUUUUUUAAACGUGAAUCACGGUUAAGUCUAGCACUGGAGUACAUGCUUAAGUUACUGGAACUGGAUUAAACAUGCCUCAUUCUGAUGUUAAUGUAUUCUGAAGGCUUGUAAGCUGGGUUCCGCAAUCACUGUGCUCUCGUUACACAGGAGUGCCGAGAAUUAAUGCUAGGGUGUGCCGAGAAUAAUGCUACGUGUGCCGAGAAUUAAUGCUAGGGUGUGUCGAGAAUUAAUGCUAGGGUGUGUCGAGAAUUAAUGCUAGGGUGUGCUGAGAAUUAAUGCUAGGUGUGUCGAGAAUUAAUGCUAGGUGUGCCGAGAAUUAAUGCUAGGGUGUGCCGAGAAUUAAUGCUAGGUGUGCCGAGAAUUAAUGCUAGGGUGUGCCGAGAAUUAAUGGAAGGUGUGCCGAGAAUUAAUGCUAGGUGUGCCGAGAAUUAAUGCUAGGUGUGCCGAGAAUUAAUGCUAGGGUGUGCCUAGAAUUAAUGGUAGGGUGUGCCGAGAAUUAAUGCUAGGUGUGCCGAGAAUUAAUGCUAGGGUGUGCCGAGAAUUAAUGCUAAGUGUGCCGAGAAUUAAUGCUAGGCGUGCCAAGAAUCAAUGCUAGGGUGUGCCGAGAAUUAAUGCUAGGUGUGCCAAGAAUCAAUGCUAGGUGUGCCAAGAAUCAAUGCUAGGUGUGCCAAGAAUCAAUGCUAGGUGUGCCAAGAAUCAAUGCUAGGUGUGAGGAGAAAAAACCUAAAACGUUGGGUUUUUUUUUAACGAUUGUGGCACAACACUACCAACGCCAGAAAGGCCUUAUAUUGUAUUUAAUAAUUGAAAACCAAAUUGCAAAAAAACAAUUAUUAUUUUUUUUUGUGAACCAAAAUCAUUUCUUUUUUAUCAUCACCUCCCUCGCUCCCCCCCCCUCCCCCCAACCAACACCCUCUCGCGCAUAUGCUUGUUUUGUAUUGCUUGAUAAGUGAAACAAAAACUCUAACUCUAAGUGGACGAAUCUUUUUUUUUUUUUUUUAUCCAGUGUCAAGAGCUUGUGUCCUUAAAAAAACAAACAAAAUUAGAAUUGUGCAUACAUUUAAUACACAUUGAGUAAAAGAAAUUUAAUCGAGCAUUUUAGGUUGAAAAAAAUUGAUUAGCCAUUUACUAUCGCCCUUUCAAUAAGCAUAUAACAUCAAAUCCUCUUUUUUGUCUGUAACUUUUAGCAACCCACGCGUUUAUGUAUAGUUAUGGAAAUCCCGGUGUACCAUGAUAGGUAAAUGAAAUCUACCGUCUUCCUUUCGAGCACAGUUCUAUAUAAACGCUUAUGUUUAUUCAAAUAUAAUAAAAUUUUAUUUCCUUUAAAUGAAAACCCAACUUAUUAUUUCAAAUUGCGAUUAUUACUUCAUGUGCCGAACUUUAGUUUUUAAUAAUCUAUGCAAACUUUGAAAAUUGGAAAAGCGGAGAUUUUGCACAAAAUGAAAUAAUUAGUUUUUGAAAAAAUAAUUAAAAAUAAAUAAAUAAAUGCCAUAUAACAUUGCUCUCGACCCCACGCCACCCCAUAUAACUCAAAAUAACAUAAUGAGUUAAUGAUAAAUUAACCCUUACCCCCCAACGAGUUAUAUAAUAUUUGCACGGCCCCUAUUUUGUAACAUGUGUUCUUUUUUUUUUUAAUGUAAAAACUCAACCUAUGGGUCGUGACCCCUUGGGGGGGGGGGUCGAUGAACGACCCUUUCAAGGGGUAGCCUAAGACCAUCGGAAAACACAUAUACUCUACAGUUAUGAAGUAGCGACGUAAAUAAACUUGUGUUUGGGUGGUCGCCACAACAUGAGGAACUGUAUUAAAGGGUCGCGGCAUUAGGAAGGUUGAGAACCACUGAUGUAGACUGAUGAAAAGCUAGAUCUAUUCCAAUAUCUUUUUAUAGCACGACCGGAUUGUAAUCAGUUUCGAAAACGAUAGUCGGAAAUUUCCCAUUGUUAUUUCAAUGUUACGUUUCUUUUGAAGGGCAUGUAAGGGGUCUUUCGCAAAUUACGUCACGCUCAGGGGAGGGGGGGGGGAAGGGGGGCGGGGUCGAGAAUUUGUGACCCUUUGUGACAGAGGAGAAGGGAGGGGGUGGGUCAAAAAUUUGUGACAUCACUUUGUUGUUUUUUUUUAAAUCUAAAAUUUUCUAAGGGAGGGGGGGGGGGGGGGGGAGGGGGGGGGGGGUCGAGAAUUUGUGGCCCUUUGUGACAGAGGAGAGGGGAGGGGGUGGGUCAAAAAUUUGUGACAUCACUUUGUUGUUUUUUUUUAAAUCUAAAAUUUUCUAAUUUUGAACAAAAAUCUUUAUUUGAUUAGUUUUAACAUUAUUAAUAUGAAGUCGAAAUUGCCUCAGGUAUUAUAGGUACUAUGAAUGUCAUUUUUCUAAUAAUACUACAUCUUAAUCCAUUAUGGGCAAAUGUUGAAAAAUAAAAUAAAGUCUUAGUUUAGUUAUAAAAAAUGUAUGUACGUUUUGAAUUUUUUUUUUGGUGUGGCGUGACACACGUGAGUUAAUUUACGAACGACCCCUAAGGAAUAAAAUGCCACUCAAAAGUAAUGUAGCCCAGCUGGUAAGCAGUGUUUCUUUCAGAGAAUUCGAUCAGAAUUGCCAUUUCGAGUGUUUGUGUGGGGGGUGGCGAGGGUCAGUGGGUGGGGCGACAGUGCAUUCAUAAACACCUAAAGUGUCACAAUGGCAUUCAGCGCUAGCUUUGAAUCCGGCGCCCUGCAUCAAAUGAAUUCGUCCAGUUUCGACGCCCCGGGGGUGUUGCCUUGGGGUCCUAUCUUUUUUUUUUGCCACUAAAUUCUACAAAAACCUUCGUAAAGCAUCUUCGUUUAAAAAUGAAAGGGGAAAUACUAUUUCUUGUCAGAUAAGACUUACUGAGUUAAGAAAAUCGUCACGUUACUAACAUCUGAAGGUUGCUUUGAAUAGAUGCAAUGGUGUCACGAAUGUCACUUUGAUCGGGGUUAGGAGAAGUGGAAAUAAAGGCUUCGACCAUUCGUACCCGGGUAUCAGAAGUGAGAGGUUGGGAUUAAAAAAACUAUUUAAAAUUUUAUUGCUGGGCUUGUAAGACAAAAUGAGGUAUGAAAUGAAAGAUGAUUGAAUGUUUGUAAACUUACUUCUUCAGUUUAACUAAACUAAGCUUUACCCCCCCCCCUCCUCCCUUUCCCAGGGCCGUCUUAACAACAUAGAAGGCCCCGGGCACAGCAAUGCACUGGGGCCCCCUAGCAACACAACACACCUAGGCCUUAAGAAGGGUGAGGGGGGCACUCACCCCAUGCUCAAACAGUUAGGGGGAGGGGGUGUGGCAAACAGUUCCUGCUCCCCAUCAACUCACCAAGAGGAAUACAAAUGUAAAGUAAAAACAAAUAUUCAAUAAAUUCAUCGAAAAAAGUCAUUCAAAAUCAAUAAAGGUUUUGAAACAUUAUCAGAAUAAACUAUAAAUAAUCACAGAUGAUAAUGAUGAUAAAUUAUCAUUAUUGACGGAUAGAAUAAAUUAUUUGAUAUACAUCAGCAUAAUUGUUUGCGUAAUUUUUUUGCAGAUAAUUGGGUAGAGAAUUGUUUUGUUAUUGGUAUAAAGUCAAUGGUCUUAAGGAUAUCAUUUUAAUACAUAUAAGUGAGAGCCAGUUCAAACGUUUUUGUCCCAUUACACUGCGAAGCUGAUUCUUACCUUAUUUUUGACUAUUCAUAUCUGGAAAAAGUAGAACUUGUUCACGAGAGUUAUUCCCCUUUAAAAGUUUUAAAAUUGUCCAACUUUGUUUCGCAUUUAUAAUAUUAAUUUUGGCAUGUGCUGAUGUAUAUCGUGGAUUAAAAUUUGGAAUUUUAAAUCCAAUUAAAUUGUAAAAUAUUUAAAUACUCAUUUAAAAUAUGUAGAGCAUGAUGCCUCUAUAAGAGUGAGUUUCCUAGAAACGUGGGGCCCCCUAAAAGCGCGGGGCCCUUAAGACGACACUGCCCUUUCCGAAAGAAGAGCAUACCUACUGGGCAAACGCGUCCAGCAGGCUAUUCACCGAUAGUUGGCGAAGACACGAGUUAAAUCCGAACACAACAUCUUUGUACGCGUGGCAGGCAAUGUUAGCUUAUAGUAUCGCACCUCGGGACAGAUCGAAUACUUCACAGCUCUUGAAAAGUAUUUAACCAUCGUAAUAACAGCAUGCAUCGCUUUUAAAACUUUACAAAAAAACUUUAGUAUACCUGACCUCAUUCUGGAAGCGUUUUGACUUUUGCGAGUGGAUGAGACUUAAAUCGUUUGUUAACUCCGCUGUAGGCCAGGUAAAACGUACGUUUGGAUACUGACACUUAAUACUUGAUUGCAAUCAAGUGAGAAAAUCAUUAAUUAAAUUAUUUUAAAUGCACUGACAAGCGUAAUUAAAAAAAAACUUUAAAAAAAAUAAAAAAAAAAAAAAAAAAAAAAAAAAAAAAAAAAUCAUUCGAGCUUUUAUCAAAAUCAUUGUCAGUAGUUGAUACAAGCUUUGAACUCCACCCUCACCCAAGAACCUCCACAACCCCCCGUCCCCAUUUUUCCGAAAGAAAAAAAAUUAGAUAUCAGACAGGCUAUUCCACUCCUUAUCAUGUUAUUUUUGUCGUAUGAGAAUGUUUUACUAGACAAUGUCUUAGUUCAGUGCUUUCAUUUUUUUUCUUCUGUCUGCACUUUUAUUGAUAUCUUACUUUCGCAAAUGAAUUGAGUUUAUCAUAAUUUUUUUAAAUUUUAAUUUUUUUUAUUUUUCAUAGUUAACAAACCAAACACAUACUAUUGUUUUUGUUGUGGCCUUGAACUUGCUGUGAGGAAAGCAUCCUUCCUGGAGGAGGUGUGUCUAUGCAAUGUACACAAAAUGUAUAACACCACCGUCAGCUGCUGUUGUGCUUACUGGGAGAUUUUUAAAAUCUUCAAAACAACCGAUGUUAAGGUAAGUAUACAGUACCAUAGUAGGAACAUGUUAGUUUAUAAUGGUGCAAUCUUUACAUGUCACUGAGUUGGUUUAAUGGCAAAAAAACACGCACACAAAACAAGGACAGAUGAAAUGAAGAAUAGUAUCAUAAUGAUAAAUUGAUAUUAUUUUUUUUACGAAAGCCUUUUUGUUUUUGUUUGAUGUUGUUGUAGUUCGAUGUUCAUUCAAUGUUUAGAAAAUAAAAAAUUUUAAAAAAAUAGUCAAUACCUUUUAAGUAGGUCCUCAUACCCAGUUUUUACAAAGCUUUGGCCAGUGCAUAAAUAUAUCCACACUUAAAUUGUCGCGACCAUCUCCCCUGAAGAUUAAAUGGCUAUUGUAAAUUAACUUUAAAAAAACCUGAAAUGUCCUCUUUUUCAGAUAACUGAGAAAAUAAAUCACGCUUCUGCACGUAAGAGUUUUUAUUUAACAAUAUAUUGUUUAAUAUUAUUAGUGCAUUAAUUCGUUUGACAACAUAAUAAGUUAUGAGUUUUUAUUUAAUUACGCCAACAAUAAAGUUAUUCUAAAUUAUCGACUUAUUUAUACCAUGCAAUUCUGUUAAUUUGAAUCAUUGGUUUUAUAUGUGUUAUAGUUUAAAGAGAGACAGAGUAUGAUACGCAUAAUAUUAAAAGAUAUAACAGCACGUAAUACAAUGUUCGAAUAUAUUUAUUUAUAUAUAUAUAUACUUAUAACAGUGUUUCCAUAUCUUGUUUCCAUGAGUCCCGAAAGUUGAUAUAUUCUCCAUUAUUCAUGUUUAUUAGAACGGUAGUGGAACAUACCAAUAUAACGCCAAAAUAAAUUUAAAAAAUGGAUCAAUAAAUUUACGCCUAGAACAGUUUCGUAAUGAGUACACUGUGAGAUUUCAAUUGAAACUGUCGCAUCUCGCAGAUCUUGGGAGAGCACUCCCGUCUUUCUUAACUCUUACCCUGCAAACGUCUCUGGCAAUUAAUAUUUAGUGCAUUUCUUAUGGUUCGGUGUAUAUGAAACAUUUCAGGUCCUAAUGAAGACGAAAAACAACAGCAACACUAAUUUACAAAACAUUUAAAAAGCCAAACGUGCAACAACCACAACAAGAAUAAAAAAAAAAAAUAAAUCACUGACAUCGCUAGGGUUAGUGCGACCCAGGGCGGACUCCAUCCCCCCCCCCCCACUACUCCGCCUUCCUAUGACCGCCUUCCUAUGCUUCUAAAACACUAAAAUGAGUUUAAGUCACGUGUCGAACAAAAUUUAAGAUUUACAAAACAAUUUCUGUCCAUUUCGCCCCCCCCCCCCGUAUUUCACAAGUUAACAGCUCUUAGAGUGCGGUUUAUGGUUACUGCUCCCAGAGUACAAGGGGGCCCCCCAGACAUCCCCCUCCCUCGAUUUGGAAGCAUAGUUAUAUAGUAAAACAAAAACAAACACGUACUUCCAAGGAUUGCACACUUAGUGUUCUGAAAUAUCCCACCAGUUACUCUUUGCUACAGUAAUUAUAAUAAUAAAAUUAAUAAUAAUGAUUCGUGCCAGAACCAUAUUGCCACUCCGAUCCUCAUCCCCCAAAACACGCACACAUAUGUUAUGUAUUCGAACCUGUUUUCUAUUUGAUGCAAGCAAACUAACACACUUUAAUGCAUCAUUUUUGUGCUUCACCCAAAUCGACAAAAGGUAGCGUACAUCUUCGUUUAACAAAGUAACAAAGUAUUGCACGUUUCAAAUGGAAAUUUUAUUUUAUUUUAAAUGGCAUUAAUUAUUCUGAAACACACGUUCAUUUGUCUGUGUCUGAUGGCUGAAUCAUUUCACUUAACUAUUUUAAAAACAAAUCGUUUCUAUUCAGAUGGAUUACUGGGCUACGAAGGCUGUAAUCCGAUUGCAGUUUGGUUUAACUGUCACAACGAAUUGUUAGUCACAGGCGACAAAAGUCUUUGGGACACCAUCCUAAACAACCAGAGCCGUGGUGACGAUGUAGACGUGAAUGCUGAGCUCAACACCCAAGAAAACUCUCACGGGACUGGAUUCCGAAUUCGUUUGGGUGUCUUAAAUCCCGAACAAAAUAGCACAGCUGAAUCUAGUCUCGAUGAAACAGAUGGUGUUAGGCCAAGUAGCGAUGCCGUGGGUAGAAUCGCCCGAAGCGCGAGACUCGAUGCCUCUAGACUACUUCUUUGCCCAUUCUGUACGCGAUAUUUAAGCUUUGAUAGAGUGGGAUAGGGAGAAAAAUGCUAAAAUAAGAAGAUAAAACUGGAACUUGGUGUUUAAACACUGCGCCCUCGUUAUCUCGACGAACAGAACGUGUCGUUUGUGUUAAGCGAAUGUGUGGCCUUACUUAGGAACACUCAGCUUUCCCUUAACCGCCAACAAGGUCUUAAAUAAGCGGUUAAAAUUUUGUUGUUGCUAUUAUGAAACAUUAUUGUUUAUGAAACUGUAUUGUUUACCAUAUCUUUCGAGUCAU
Lymnaea stagnalis (great pond snail) is the source of this 13668-nucleotide messenger RNA. Lineage: Eukaryota; Metazoa; Mollusca; Gastropoda; Lymnaeidae. The record is from the annotation of a GenBank genome assembly.